Sitophilus oryzae (rice weevil) is the source of this 888-nucleotide messenger RNA. RefSeq lists its product as uncharacterized. The transcript is spliced from 3 exons. Bases 136 to 624 code for a protein of 162 amino acids. The record is from RefSeq and is a predicted model, not a curated record. Lineage: Eukaryota; Metazoa; Arthropoda; Insecta; Coleoptera; Curculionidae.
ACGGUGGCGCGCUACCGAUUCAGUUGGUAUAACAAAAACCUCAGUGGUCAAAGAGACAAGCGGGUUCCAGUGGUGGCACUCAUCCGACCGAAGAGAAUCACAAAGACCGUCCAAAAGUCGAAAUAAAUAGGCAAAAUGAAGAGCUUCAUCGUUUUCGGGCUUCUGGCUGUUCUCGUGUUCGGUGCCGAAGAGAAGAAGAAGGACGAUGCGGCGGCCGCGGCUCCUGCAGACGAAGAUAAGCAGAAGACUUACAAAAGAUUGAUCCCAGCUGAUGUAUUGAGAGAUUUCCCUGGAAUGUGCUUCGCCUCCACCAAAUGCGCCACCGUCGAGCCUGGUAAAACUUGGGACUUGACCCCAUUCUGUGGUCGCUCCACCUGCGUGGUCUCCGAAGACCAACCCCCAAGACUUUUGGAACUCGUCGAAGACUGUGGUCCACUGCCACUCGCCAAUCCCAAAUGUAAACUGGACGAAGAAAAAACUAACAAAACUGCACCAUUCCCAAACUGCUGUCCAGCUUUCAAAUGCGAAGACGGAGCUAAAUUGGAGUAUCCCGAAAUUCCAACUGUCGCUCCAGUUCCAGCUGAUGCAGCUGAAACUACCACUACUACUGCCAAAACUUCUUAAACUCAAUAACAGCAACAAAAAAACAUAUCUAUGUGUUUAGUUUCAAUCUUGGUGUUACUUUACAUUUUCAUCUAGCUCUCUAUUACUUAUUGUUUUUUUAAGUUUCUUUUAUUUAAUUUUUUUUAUAUUAUUUUCUCAAACUUUUUCUUCUUCUCCAAAAGGAUUGAAUUGUUUGUAACGCCUUUCUAAAUGUGAUAAUAUGUGACGUAUUUCAUAGUGUAAAUGUAUUUGGCAAAAAUAUAGUUUAUAAUAAGUUUUUGUGUA